AUGGUAGUUUUUUUGUUAAGGGUUUUUACUGAUGGAUCAAAUUCAAAUUCAAAUUCAACCACUGUAAAUAGUUUUCAGGCACAGCAAGAUAUAUCUUCGCUUAAGAAUAUUGCGGGAGAAACUGGGAAGAAGCUCGGCUCCCUGGCAUCCUCUUUAAUGACAGAUCUUCAGGACAGAGUCCUUUGAUAGCGAUACAUGUUGCAUUCAAAAUUAUUUUAAGAGUUUGUCGCAAUACCAUCGUAUAUUUUUCUGUGGUGAAUGUAAACGAAAAAAAUGAAAUGGUGAAAUUAUUUCAGAAGACAAAAAUAAUUAUGGUUUUAAAACUCUGGCUUAUGGUUUUUGUAGUUUUCAGUGUAUCUUGUAGCAGAAAUUUUUUGGUAAGUAUGUCUCUACUACACUAAAGCGAUUUGUUAUUGGAUGUUCAUGGGUAAUUAGUCGAU
Ilex paraguariensis (yerba mate) is the source of this 440-nucleotide messenger RNA. Lineage: Eukaryota; Viridiplantae; Streptophyta; Magnoliopsida; Aquifoliales; Aquifoliaceae. The record is from the annotation of a GenBank genome assembly.